Molecule: messenger RNA, 198 nt
Organism: Plenodomus lingam JN3
Lineage: Eukaryota; Fungi; Ascomycota; Dothideomycetes; Pleosporales; Leptosphaeriaceae
Source: RefSeq, a predicted model, not a curated record
AUGGUCGAAUCUGUUGUAUCUGUCGAACAAGGCGAUUGCGGAGGGACGCGUACAGUCAAAGCAGCGGUGAAGCGGCAAAGUGUCGGUGCUCUCACACCUGGACUGAAUGAGGCGACAACUGCUGGCCAUCAGCACAUGCCAGUCUUAAUCACAGCUUACCCUCCAGGAGCGCUCUUCCGCUCGAGUAGGGGGGUCUGA